Stegostoma tigrinum is the source of this 2274-nucleotide messenger RNA. RefSeq lists its product as uncharacterized. The record is from RefSeq and is a predicted model, not a curated record. Lineage: Eukaryota; Metazoa; Chordata; Chondrichthyes; Orectolobiformes; Stegostomatidae. The transcript has 4 exons. The coding region runs from base 1085 to 2065 and encodes 326 amino acids.
CCCCCCCUCAGAGAGGCAACAGAUCCCAUGGGUUCUGACAGGAGCACAGGCAGGCAGCACUGGGACCACCAGGGAGAGGUGCAGAGACUGGGAUUGAGCCCCUGCGGUGGGGGCUGAAACUUAGUGAGUGGGGCUGGGUGGGAGGCCUCAGUAGCUCUGGGGGGCACAGAAUCACAGAGCUAGGGCCAACCCGGUGUGAAAAGGAAAUUAUUCACCAAGGCCUGAUCAGGUCGGCCGCCAACAGUUCAACGGCAGCUUUCAAAGGGGAAUUGCAUUUGGUGGAGCUAUGGGGUGAGGGAUGGUUUAGCUCUUACAAAGGAAUGAUGGUGUAAUGAACCUCCUGUUGGGCUGUAGUAUUCCACCCCAUUGCAGACCGGAUGGGCUUUCUAUUAGACUCUUAACUGGGUGAUGUGCUUAGACCCUUCACACGUCGCUGCUUUCCAUUGCUGUGACCCCUCGCUAUCUCUUUCAUGGAUCUACAUGUAAUGAUGGGCUGACUCCACAAUAGUAACGAUUUUAUGGUGGUUCAAAUUCUGUUUUAUGCACCGCAAUGCCAACCUUCCCCAUUGCUUUUUCUACCUGUCAUUUUCACUGAUUCCCUGUUUGGAGCAGUCUCCCCUCGAACAUUCCUCCAUUUCUGAUCAAACAGCUUUAACCUGAAACAUUAACUCCAUCUCUGCAAAUGCUGCUGAGUAUCUCCAGCAGUUCUUUCUUCACCUAACAGAUUUUCAUCAUCAACAGCAUUUUUCCAGAAAAAGAAAGGUGCAGAUAAAAGUUUUAAAUCUCCAUGCACACUGAAUUCAUGAACAAACAAAAACACACAAUUAAAAUCAUGGAUGGAAACUAUUGAAAUAAAAUUGGUUGCAAAUUUGAGAAGCAAAUCUUCCAGGAGACUUAGAGGAAGUCAAGAAAAUGGAAGAAAAGGGUGGUGUAGGCCUGUACAAUAAAAGAGGUUACCACGGUGAUUCUUCUUCUAACCCAUUCUAGAACCUGGAUACAGAGAUUGUCAUAGCGACCUGUCUCUCCUGGAUGUGAUCAUGACGUCUUACUCAGCACUUCGAGUCCAGGAUUAAUCCUGAGCACGAUGGAAGAUUGUGAAAGGGACUGCAAAGAGGCCAUUUACCCCCCAUUCCUGAGAGGGGUCUCUUCCAUCCUAUCCCUUCUGGAACUUACAGUCAGUGCCGGAACAGGGGAUCUCAGUGAGGCCGACAGUAAACAAUUUAAGAUUGAGAUUGAGUCUGCACAAAGAGAGAUCCUGUCAGCGGAAGAAGCUGCGAGUAGGAUUGUGGAUGGCAUUGACACCAGUUGUGAGAAGCUGAUGGUUCAGCACGGCAAACUGAGCACGGAACAGAAGGAGCUGCAGAAAUGCCUUAAGUGCACGCAGGAUCAAUUGGCAGAGGUACAGGAUCAGAGGAAACGGAUUGAGGUGCAGCUCCAGGCAGCUGCUGUUUCACUGAAACAAAUGGAGCAGACCCUGAAGGGAUCCAGAGCGAAAAAGGGAGAAAAACAAACUGGGAGAGACAUCGGAAUCGGCCUGAGUUUUGUUAUCCCCUGUAUCGGGAUCCCAAUGGCAGUUGCCUUUGAGAAGGAGCGACUGUACAGGAAGUCUGAAGUGGACAUAGCUUUGGAGGAUCUCUCUCAUGUGAAAGCAAACAUCACAAAGGAUGAAGAGGAAAUGGAGAAACUCAACAGUCAGUUCCCAGAGUUGGAGAAGAAAAGGGAAGAGACAGCAGAGAGCCUGAGUGUGGUGAAGGCAGAGUUACUAAAGAUCAAAAGAUCCCGUGGUGCAUUGGCCAAUGUGCAAUGUAAACUCAAGCGCUGCCACCAGCACCUGUCAGCUCUACAUGGGCGAGUGAGUGCAUUGAAGGCUCAGGCCCAGCACAUGUACAGCAUGGUUCCCCUGAUCCCAUUUGUAAGAGAGACCUGUGCACAAGCUCAGCUGCAAGGCCCAGGGACUGAGCUCCUGAUGACUGGCUCACAGAUCCACAAGGUCAUCGAGGGUGUGAGAAUUAUGCUUCCCAAACUGCAGGAACCUAACCUUUCAGAUAUUGCCAGUUAUAUGUAACCUUCAUUUAAAAUAUUUCUUAAUCAGAGUGAAAAGAGAUGUGAUUAUGGAAUAAUAACCAGGUAGAUCAGCUGCAGAUGAACAUAGCAACUGAAGUAGGUCAUUGAAACAGCAGGCCAUACUGUCCAUUAUGCUUAAGCUGAAACUUCAAAGUGACUGUUCUACUCACCUUGCUCUUUUCUGUCCUUUUUUGAAAUAAAUGUAUAUAA